GAGUCCAAGACAAUCUUUAUUAAUUUGAAAACAUAAUUUCUCGGUUCAGUUGUACUAUUUAACAUCCUGUUUUCAGCGUGAAUACAAUUCUACAGUAAUGAUUUUGGAUUCAAACAAGGUAGUGCAAAGGUGAUGCGUUGUUUCUCAUGUAUCAAUGAGUCAUAUUUCAGCAUCUCACGACAAAAUUCGAGAUUGGUUGGUCAUGCCUAGCUGAACCAACAGCUUACAGUUACAGUGAUGCACCGCGCGCUUGUACUCUGCUGCAUCUAGACUCGGAUGCGACAUCAUGAUAGGCAAGCGAGUACUCGCCGGUACUUCCGGUGCCAAGUUCGGGAAUCUGCGUUUCGCGACAAGCGGCCUACCGAAUUUUAGAACUACUACUGUUGCUGCGAUCGAGACACCGUGCCUACCGAACAUUAGAGCUACUUCCGAGAGCUGCCUACCAAACAGCUGGACCACUAGAUCCGCACAUUCUGAACCAGCAUGCCUACCGUGCGUUGGAACUACUACGCCUGUGACUUUAGGGACAAUAUGCCUACCUGGGACUUCAGAAACAUCAUGCCUGCCGAGCAUUGGAGCUACUACACUUUCGUGGAGGACAUCCAGAAGAGGCUUUGCAAGCUAUUCCGCAGUACUCGACUACGGGGAAGUGCCGACUCCGAAGGGUCUGCCGGUCAUUGGAACAACAUUGUCCCUAAUUUUGGCUGGUGGUCCGAAAAAGUUACAUAAAUACAUAGAUCGCAGGCAUACAGAGUUAGGAUCGAUUUUCAAGGACAAUGUGGGCCCGGUGACUGCCGUGUUUGUAUCUGAACCUGAAGAAAUGAGGAAGGUUUUCGCCAAUGAAGGAAAGUACCCGGUCCAUAUCAAACCCGAAGCCUGGCUAGUAUAUAACAAGAAACAUGACUGCACAAGAGGCUUAUUUUUCAUGGACGGAGAAGAUUGGCUAACUUACAGAAGGAAAAUGAACAGACUGCUUCUCAAAGGCGAUUUGACGUGGAUUGAAGAAUGUUGUGAAGCAAGCAAUGACGUGUUUUUAGAGCAGAUAGCACGGACUUCUGGUCAGGAGUUCGGAGAUCUGGAAAGGAGGCUGUACAAGUGGUCUACAGACACUGUCCUAGCCGUUUUGAUGGGUGCUGAGUCAUAUAGGACUAACUAUAAGAAAAUCGAAAACCUUGCAACCAUCCUUGCAGAUGACGUAAAGCAAGUUUUCGAAACCACCUGCAAACUUCAAUUAAUCCCAGCAACUCUAGCUGAAAAGUCCAACAUAUCCAGAUGGAAGACAUUUGAAAGAACUGUCACCAGAGCACUGAACACUGCCAAUCAAACAUUGGACUUUUUAGACAAAUACGUUGAAAAAGAUGAAGGGUUACUGGUCAAAAUGCGUGAAGAAGGUAUAGAAGAUGACAAAAUGAGGACUAUUGUAGUCGAUUUGAUGCUGGGUGCUGGAGAUACGACCUCAAAUACCAUGGUUUGGGCACUUUACUUACUUGGACGGAACACUGAGAUGCAAGACAGCUUGAGGAAGGAUUUGGGUGACUCCAUGUUGAGAAAUACGGUAAAGGAAACCCUUCGACUCUAUCCGGCAGCGCCAUUUUUAACGCGCGUUUUACCGGAUGCAAUCGCGGUUGGCGGUUAUCAGAUUCCAAGGCACACCCUGAUCGUGAUGUCAAUUUACACCAGCGGACGAGACAAACGGUUCUUUACGGACCCGGAGGAAUUUAUGCCGGCAAGAUGGUGUCGAGACUAUUCAGCAGCUACUCCUCUUCAGCAAAAUGCCAGUCUUCCUUUUGGAAUAGGAGCUAGAUCAUGUGUUGGAAGAAAGAUUGCUGAAGCACAAUUGCAAGGAGCCUUGGGAAGAAUACUAAGAGAGUACAAGAUUCAGCUGUGCGAUGAGAAGCAAAUCGAAGACGUUCUAGAGAUGAUUACCAAACCUGAAAGGCCUGUGAAACUAACUUUCAAUAAGAUUUAGUGACUAACAGUUUUAUAUCGGAUAUUUUAUUUCUUUAAAUAAAUAUUAACUGGAAGAAGAA
Acanthoscelides obtectus is the source of this 2030-nucleotide messenger RNA. NCBI's taxonomy places the organism in Eukaryota, Metazoa, Arthropoda, Insecta, Coleoptera, Chrysomelidae. The record is from the annotation of a GenBank genome assembly.